This is a messenger RNA of Trichoplusia ni (cabbage looper), 2438 nucleotides long. Its product is annotated as nitric oxide-associated protein 1. The record is from RefSeq and is a predicted model, not a curated record. Gene Ontology annotation, molecular function: GTP binding. NCBI's taxonomy places the organism in Eukaryota, Metazoa, Arthropoda, Insecta, Lepidoptera, Noctuidae. The coding region runs from base 259 to 2394 and encodes 711 amino acids. The transcript has 3 exons.
AAUUAUAUGCGAUUCUGUUAAUAACCGAUUCCGAAACUUUACGGUAAAACCGGUAAGCGUACACGUCACCAUCACUAGUGUAUCAACAAGACCUGUCAGUGUCAAUUGUCAAACUUGUGAACAGUGUUUAUCGAGCGACCUACAUAUUUCGUGUUAAUAUUGUUUUUCCUUAAAAAAGUAACUUGUUUCGGUAAAUAUUAAUAAACAAGGGCAUUUAAGUGAGUUGUGAUUCAUGCGCGUGUUGUAUGAAUCAUCGCCAUGCUGUGUUCAAUGCGUAAUGGUUUGAGGUUAUGUCGGAAUCAAAUCGUUUUACAAAAUAACAACAUCAAACAAGUACGAACAACAACCAGCCUUGAAACUGAUCAGAUUGAACAAAAUGAUAAGAACAAUAAAGAUAUUUCACAAUUAUUACGGAAGUAUAAAGACAAAAUAGUUUUCAACUCGUACUUAGAGCACGAUAAGUUAAAAUUGGGGAAUCGUAAGUAUCACAUUAAAACGGUACAAAAAGCAAAAGCAACCCUAGACAAAGAAUUCAACCAAAAGUGUCUGCCACCCCUACCACUGGCCUUACAGUAUUAUGUUGAAAGCGACAAACUACUGAAAGAUGACAAUGUUGACACUGUUAGGGAACCUGACAAGGAUUUUCAGUUACCUUUCGGGACUCCAACCAAAUUGGAAUAUAAUGAAAAACAAGAUCUACAAAUAAGCAAUAUUCAAAGGGAUAGUAUUAAAAAAGAAUUUGAUCGUUCACAAAUGAAAAAAUGGAUGACUAACUAUGAAUACUUUGAUGACAGUAAAAUUGUAUCUGAAAAUGAUGAUGAGGAUGAUGAUAGAAGUUAUGAAUGGAGCAAGGACUAUGGUACUCCCGACCCUAAAGUAGGUGUGAGCCGAGUCCCCUGUGGAGGCUGUGGGGCGCUACUGCACUGUAGCGACCCUGCCAUCCCAGGGUACUUGCCAAGUGAAAUAUUUAAGAACAGGAGUUCCAAUGAACUCAAGACUAUAGAAUGCCAGAGAUGCCAUUUCCUAAAAGAGUAUAAUAUAGCCUUAGACGUCAGUGUACAGCCAGAGGAAUAUGAGAAGCUACUGCAGUCCAUUAGGCAUGUUAAAUCAUUAGUGUUGCUGAUGGUGGAUCUAUUAGACUUUCCAUGCUCCAUAUGGCCCGGCAUAGUGAACAUUGUAGGCAAAGAGAGACCCAUCAUAAUUGUGGGGAACAAGGUGGAUCUGAUACCAGGUGACAGUGUAGGUUAUAUUAAGAGAAUAAGGCAAUCUUUAAUGACUGAAAUCAAAAAGACUAGACUGGGAGACGCAAAUAUUAAGCAUGUCUCUCUUAUAUCUGCUAAAACUGGCUAUGGGGUGGAGGACCUCAUCUCUGCUAUGUUCAAAGAGUGGAUGUACAAAGGCGACGUGUUUCUCGUGGGAUGUACCAACGUCGGGAAAAGCUCACUGUUCAAUGCCCUACUGCAGUCUGACUACUGCAAGGUCCAUGCGGUGGAUAUUGUACAGCGAGCUACCGUGAGCCGGUGGCCAGGGACGACAUUAAACUUACUCAAAUUUCCAAUAAACAGGCCUUCAGGCUGGAAAAUAUACCAGCGCUCACGAAGAUUGAAAUCAGAAAGAAAACUUAUGAAGAUCGAAAAGGAAGUAAGGCGUGCACACUUACAGGGACAGGCGCCAACUGAAGCGCCCGCUUUGAUCGGUCAUAUAGGACGGUCCUUUAGCGAGAAAUAUGACGAAGAUGAAGUCAACCGCCGCCACUUGUUAGUAAUGGACGAAAAAAACGCGUUGUUCGCAAACAGCAAGUGGUUUUAUGACACUCCCGGCGUCAUCCAUCCUGAUCAAGUGUUGUCUUUACUUAGUACAGAUGAAUUACUAUUGACAAUACCUAAACAACUAAUAGCACCACAAACAUACUUCGUAUACGAGGGCUCCACCAUUUUCAUCGGAGGUUUAGCUCGGAUAGAUCUAGUCGAGAGCGCGCAUCCAUGUCGCUUUACUAUAUUUUGUUCCGCGUGUUUACCUAUCACUGUUACUAAAACCGAAGAUGCUGACGAAAUUUAUGACAGAUUUGUAGGAAGUGAGCUAUUUGCCGCACCUACAGGAGGGGAGGAACGAAUGAAGCACUGGCCUGGACUGCAGCCACGAGCCGAAUUGCUGGAAUUCAAAGGAGAAGGUCCAAAGUGUUGCAGUGGAGACGUUGUGUUGUCGUCAGUGGCUUGGAUAGGAGUUACCGCUAAAGAUGGAGCUGUCUGCAAGUUGCGUGCGUGGACUCCGGAAAGUCGUGGCAUACACACGAGAAAGCCAUCACUAUUGCCUUACUCUGUUAAUUUAAAGGGCAAGAGGUUGCAAGAUACUCCAGCAUAUAUGAUAGGAAAAAUAUUUUCUCCUGAUGAAUAAGCUUCAAGUUAAGAAAUCAAUUAGUAAUAAAUGAUCAUUAAAAC